AUGGAUGAGAAUCACUCACGAGAAGCAGAGGAAGAGUUGAAUGCGGUUAGUUGAUCAAUUUUGAAAAAAAACUUGAAUUUUAAACCUAUUGCAGUUUCAAAAACUUCCAUUUGAAAUGAAUGAGAUGAUUUUGAAAAAUUUGGAUCCAAUUUCAAUGCUCAAUUUUGGAAAAACUUCGAAAUUUUGCGAUGGUUUGGCUGGAAAUUUCGAUGAUCGAAUUGUUUCAAUCGGAUGGAAUGGUUUAACAGAGGAUGGUCUCCGUAUUUUGCAUUUGAAAGUAAACAGCUAUCCGGAAUAUUGGUAUACUUUGGACAUCCAAGAAGCGUCAAUCUCAAAAUCUGUUUUGAUUUUGCGAAGGUUAGUUAGAUAUUUUUCGAAAUUUUCACUCAAUAGCUCUUUUUUCCAGAUAUAAUCCAUCUGAAAAAAAAGAAAUCGAAUGGUGGAAACAAGAAAUCAACGGAAAUUGUCUCGAUAUCAUCAUUCAAUAUUUUUUCGAUUUAUUAAAGAGAAAUCGAAAUUCAAUCAAUAGUUUGUAUAUCAAAGCAGAUAAAUGUUGUAAAGGAAAAUUAGGAGAAAAGAUGUUAUCGAUUUUUCCGAAAAAUUUGGAGAAUAUUGGAGUGAGUAAUGAAUUUCCAUUGAUUGACAAAUUAUAUUCAAUCGAUUCUGUCAAGAUUUAUGCAACGAAUUUGAAUAUCGAACAAUUAAAACAAUUCAAAUCAUCAGAAAUAUCGAUUUCAGCUGAAAAUAUUUGUUACGAAGAUUUGAAGGAAUAUUUGAUUUUAUGGAGAGAUGGAAAAUUGCAUGAAAAUCUGAAAAAAGUUGAAUUGAUUGGCGAAUCAAACGAUAUUUUUAGGAAAAUACAUGAAGAAAUGUUUGCAGUAAAUAUUGGACAAAUUGAAAAUAUACAAAAUGGGUGAGAUUUUGAGGUUUCGAAUCGAAUCAAAAUCGAUAAAUAAAAAAAAUUUUGCAGAUUCUCGAAUUGUUUUGUGAUUCCGAAAACAAAUGAAGAAAAUCUUCAAUUGGCUGGAAGAUACUCAGAAUUUCUUGAAAAUGAUUAUCAAAACGAACAAAUUAUUUCAAAAUACUUGUGUUUCCAUAGAAUUUUCAUGGAUUGA
Caenorhabditis angaria is the source of this 1115-nucleotide messenger RNA. The record is from the annotation of a GenBank genome assembly. NCBI's taxonomy places the organism in Eukaryota, Metazoa, Nematoda, Chromadorea, Rhabditida, Rhabditidae.